CCAAUCUUGGUGGCUGAUGCCGGUUCUUUGAAGUAUCCUUCCCGAUGCCGACCAUUUGCAGCAAGCAAGACUGCCUUUCGCUGACGCCCGCAUCCUGCACCGAGCACCGCCCGAGCCAAGGCCUCAGGUCUAGUCGGUAACAGGUAAUAGGUACCUAGCUGCUGUGAGAAGAGAGCCAGGUGGUGGCUGCUUAGCCGGACGCAUUGUGUUUGCUUCCUGGUUGUUCUGAACUGUCUUUUUGUCUUUGGUUGCUGAAACAUACCGUCUAUCGCUGUCCCUAUUCUGUACCUUGAAGAUAGAUAUCCAGGGUUUUCCUAGUCAUUCUUAUUGCGUGCGGUACCUGCACCUAACCAGCUCUUCUCUUUCCUCUCUUUUCUCUUUCUCUUUACCUCAUCUAGCUCGUCUUAACCUUUUCCCCUCACGCUGAGGUACCUCAGAGCCCAUCCGCGCUGCUUGACAACGUAAUACUCUCGGGAAAAGAGCUCACCUCGCCCGGCAACCCGGUUGUGAAAAUGGCUCCCCGAUCGAGCAACCCCAGACAAUCCGUUGCUUCGCACAGGUCGACAUUAUCGCUGUCAAAGACCGAAGUCUCGAUUCAUGUCUACGAUCUGCUUCCUCCAGGGCGGUUAUCCUCUGUCCUCUGGACGGUCGGCGCGUCACUUCUUCAUUCAGGCGUCGUCAUUAAUGGCAGAGAGUAUGCCUACGGCGGACACGAGCGACGCGGGGUGACCGGGGUCUACUGGACGAAGCCCAAGACGGAGCCCCCCGGCGGCACGUUCAAGUCGGAGAUCCUUCACGGCUUCACCUUUGCGACGCAGGCCGAGAUCGACGCGAUACUGGAGGAGGCGUCCAAAGAGUUCCUGGGUACCUCCUACAACCUCCUGACCAAGAACUGCAACCACUUCACCUCGUACCUGUGCAAGAAGCUUACCGGCCGUCCCGGCCCUGGCUGGCUCAACCGUGCGGCGAGCAUCGGCGUCGCGUUGCCAUGCGUGGUCCCCCGAGACUGGAUCGACCCGCCCGAGUACGAAACCGCCGACGGCGCGCUCCUGGAAGACGACGAUGAUCACGCACACGAAGGCUCUAGGAUGCUGAAGCAGUCACCGCCGAGGUUUCUCACCCAAAACCCAAAGGGCCAGGCCGAGGACGCCGACUGGGACAGCGAAGAUGAGCGUCGCCGUGGAGGUAAUGGCAAGGGCAAGAAAGCUGUGAGGGACACCGCAGGGCGCGAUCUGCCUGCUGCCGAAAGGGCCCCUGAUGGGAAGUGAUGUCUAUAUAGCCGGGAACAGAGCGGUAAGGCAUAGGUACCUGGCGUUGCAGGUCUGGCGUAAUUUUCUUUUUGGUGGACUCCUAUGGUUUGGACGGCGUACAGCACUUGAUACCAGAGGGGAUGGUUGGACAUUUGCAUAUCGACGUAAAUAUCAGAAUGCAAGAAAAGCUGCUCUUUGUGAUAUAUGGUACAGUUGUACACGUAUUGUACAUUUGUGUUUGCUUCCUCUGCGACCCCCCAGCCGCUGCCGCCGCCGCCAUGUGCCUGUAUGGGAUUUUU
Colletotrichum destructivum is the source of this 1549-nucleotide messenger RNA. Its product is annotated as Putative PPPDE peptidase domain-containing protein. NCBI's taxonomy places the organism in Eukaryota, Fungi, Ascomycota, Sordariomycetes, Glomerellales, Glomerellaceae. Gene Ontology annotation, molecular function: deubiquitinase activity. The coding region runs from base 513 to 1268 and encodes 251 amino acids. The record is from RefSeq and is a predicted model, not a curated record. Gene Ontology annotation, biological process: protein deubiquitination. The transcript has 2 exons.